Saccostrea echinata is the source of this 627-nucleotide messenger RNA. RefSeq names its product neo-calmodulin-like. Bases 39 to 488 code for a protein of 149 amino acids. The record is from RefSeq and is a predicted model, not a curated record. The transcript has 5 exons. NCBI's taxonomy places the organism in Eukaryota, Metazoa, Mollusca, Bivalvia, Ostreida, Ostreidae. Gene Ontology annotation, molecular function: calcium ion binding.
GGGCGGCUCGAAACUUGAGCAACAGAAUCUCAGUCAGAAUGGCACAAAAAUUAACUCAAGAGGAGCUGAAAGAGGCACAAGCAUGUUUUUCGCUAUUUGACAUGGACAACGAUGGUAAGAUCUCAACCAAAGACCUGGGAACGGUGGUACGGUCAUUGGGGUGUAAUCCAUCGAAAGCAGAAGUCACACAGCUUAUCAGAGAAGUCGACAUCGAUGGAAGUGGACAAGUAGAAUUUGCAGAAUUUCUUGCGAUGUUUGAGCGACAUCGACAUGAAAGAAACACAGAAGAGGAAAUCAUUGACGCCUUUACCGUGUUUGACAAAGAAGGCAAUGGUUACAUUGGCGCUGCGGAGCUACGUCACGUGAUGACGAAUCUUGGCGAGAAGUUACAAGACGAAGAAAUAGAUGAAAUGGUCCGAGCUGCCGAUAUGAAUGGAGAUGGUCAAAUUAAUUAUAAAGAGUUUGCUCACGUCCUUUUGGCGAAAUGAAGAAAAAGACUUGGCGCUUUCAAGAACAAAUAUGUAUAUACUAGUAUCCGAUCAUAAAUUGUGCCCACUGAAUUCUUAAUUCAGGGUCAAAUCUUGUACAAAUAUAUUAUUUGUAAGAUGUGAUGUAAUGGCACAUGAC